GGUUUACUCUGUUAGCGAUCGGAGCUCGGAGAAGGGAAGAUGCGCUGCGUUCUGCUCUCUGCGUUAAUAUUACUGGCCUGCUCGCUGUCUCGCGCCGGUGGCCAUAACAACGGCGUCCGGAAAGCGAAAAUGCAGUUCGCAGCCGGUCCGCUUCUUAAAUUUCAAAUCUGUAUCUCCUGAGGCUACAAGCGGGUGUUUGAGGAGUACACGCAGGCCUUGUCCCAGCGGUACCCAGACAUCCGCAUCGAAGGAGAGAACUAUCUCCCUCUGCCUAUUUACAGGCACAUCGCUUCCUUUCUAUCCAUUUUGAAACUGUUCCUGAUCGGCCUGGUCAUCGUAGGAAAGGAGCCCUUCACGCUUUUUGGCAUGGAGCCUCCACGACUUUGGACUUGGAGUCAAGAGAAUAAGAUCUACGCCUGCAUGAUGGUGUUCUUCUUCAGCAACAUGCUCGAGAACCAGUGCUUGUCAACGGGGGCUUUUGAAAUCACGCUCAACGAUGUUCCUGUGUGGUCCAAGCUGGAGUCGGGUCACCUUCCCUCCAUGCAGCAGCUGGUGCAGAUCCUGGAGAACGAGAUGAAGAUGAACAUGCCCAUGGACAGACUUCCACAAUAUCACUCUUAACCCAGAGCUCCAGUUCCUUCCAAGUUUGCGGUGUGACUCUCCCCUCGUGGUCGUGAGGCGACGUUUCAUGAAGGUCUGUGCUGAAAGUAGUUUUGCUACCGGCACAGGCUGGAUACCCCGCCCACUGCUCGCCGACACGCACCCUCCGGAGAGGCUCCGCCCCCCACUCCAGUGGCCAUUUAUUACUACUGAAAUCCCACAUGCAGUGCAAUAACGGUUCAAGGGUUAUUUCUGCACAAGCAGUACGUCUGAGGGAAGCCAGAGACAAUAGUUCCUUUACCUUUCACGUGAUUUAUUCGUAGAUUCUUAUGAUUUAAAACAAAGUAAACAGUUCUAACUUUUCUUAACUCAAGCCCCAAAUCAUGGUUAUUUAACAAAUGUUGAUCGAUUU
Hemibagrus wyckioides is the source of this 1012-nucleotide messenger RNA. RefSeq names its product selenoprotein T, 1a (gene selenot1a). Gene Ontology annotation, biological process: cell redox homeostasis. Gene Ontology annotation, cellular component: endoplasmic reticulum membrane. Lineage: Eukaryota; Metazoa; Chordata; Actinopteri; Siluriformes; Bagridae. The transcript is spliced from 6 exons. The record is from RefSeq and is a predicted model, not a curated record. Gene Ontology annotation, molecular function: thioredoxin-disulfide reductase (NADPH) activity.